ACAGUUCACAGCUGGCGGAAUGAGAUCCUCCCGGAGUGAAGACGGCGUGCAGGAACUUGUCAUGUCCAGCCUGACGUCCAAGAUCCUGGACGUGCGUGUAGGGCCAGCGCAGGACACAGCGACGACUACAGCUUCAAGUUUUAUGGAGAAUGAAACCAGCUGUGGGGAGCAAAUCCUGAGCUAUGGGAAGACGGAGAAAGUGCUCAUAGGAGGAAUUCUGACCAUGCUCACCUUCUUAACCAUCUGUGGAAAUUUGCUGGUGGUCAUUUCCGUGUGCUUCGUGAAGAAGCUGAAACAACCCUCCAACUACCUGAUCGUGUCUCUGGCCGUGGCGGACCUGUCCGUGGCUGUGGCUGUGAUGCCUUUUGUGAGCAUCACUGACCUCAUAGGAGGACAGUGGAUCUUUGGGCGCGUUUUCUGUAACGUCUUCAUCGCUAUGGACGUGAUGUGUUGUACAGCGUCAAUAAUGACUCUCUGUGUGAUCAGUAUAGACAGGUAUCUUGGCAUAACAAAGCCACUGACAUAUCCUGUGAGACAGAGUGGAAAGUGUAUGGCCAAGAUAGUGCUGUCAGUAUGGCUCCUGUCUGCUUCAAUCACACUACCUCCUUUGUUUGGAUGGGCACAGAACGUGAACGACGACAACGUGUGCUUGAUCAGCCAAGACUUGGGCUACACCAUCUACUCCACAGCCGUGGCCUUCUACAUCCCAAUGUCCGUCAUGCUAAUCAUGUACUACAGGAUAUACAGGGCGGCUAAAGUGAGUGUGGCCAAGCAUGCCAUCGCCAUCAUACCUAAGGCUGAGGAAGCCAGCGUAGACUGUGUUUCGGCCGUACUGAAGCUCCAGAGGGAUGCUGAGGACUGUGCGAGCUUUGCUCGUCUUUUGAGGAGUGACCGCAGGAACAUCUCCAUCUUCAAGCGUGAGCAGAAAGCAGCAGCUACUUUGGGUAUAGUGGUGGGGGCCUUCAGUGUGUGCUGGCUGCCUUUCUUUCUGUUGUCAACCGCACGGCCCUUCAUCUGCGGCGUGACGUGCAGCUGCGUGCCCUUAUGGGUGGAGAGGACCCUGCUCUGGCUGGGAUAUGCCAACUCCCUCAUCAACCCCUUCAUCUACGCCUUCUUCAACAGAGACCUCAGGACCACCUACCAGAACAUCAUCUGCUGUCGAUAUCGUAACAUCAACCGUAAACUCUCAGCAGCCAGUAUGCAUGAGGCGCUCAGACUAGCAGAAAGGCCUGAGGUCAUGAUGUAG
Messenger RNA from Colossoma macropomum (tambaqui), 1246 nucleotides. RefSeq names its product 5-hydroxytryptamine receptor 7. NCBI's taxonomy places the organism in Eukaryota, Metazoa, Chordata, Actinopteri, Characiformes, Serrasalmidae. Gene Ontology annotation, cellular component: dendrite; plasma membrane. Gene Ontology annotation, molecular function: G protein-coupled serotonin receptor activity; neurotransmitter receptor activity. Gene Ontology annotation, biological process: smooth muscle contraction; circadian rhythm; chemical synaptic transmission. The coding region runs from base 20 to 1246 and encodes 408 amino acids. The record is from RefSeq and is a predicted model, not a curated record. The transcript has 2 exons.